Molecule: messenger RNA, 4863 nt
Organism: Parnassius apollo (apollo)
Lineage: Eukaryota; Metazoa; Arthropoda; Insecta; Lepidoptera; Papilionidae
Source: the annotation of a GenBank genome assembly
AUGGUAAUAAUCAUACAAGUACGACAUGAGUUAGUAGUUAUUACAUCAAAACAAACUAGAGUAACGGCUCAUAGCGAACGAAAUAUAGAAAUAGAAAGGCACAUCGACGUACACGCGGCGCAAAUAGCACAUGACUUGAAAGCAGUGACAAAGCGUCUGACCGAACAGGCCAAGCGGCAGGGCUCACCAGACAAUAUCUCAAUAAUUGUGGUGUUCCUAAAGGAUCCGCGCGACAUCGACGCCUACAUCUGCCCGCCCAUGGAUCUUGGGCUGGACAACGCGUUGUCGAACGUUCCACCGUACGCCACUGAAUCGGACGGCCGAAAGCCGGACGCCGUGGCGAUGGGUGUGGACGAGUGUGACGCCGAGGCCGAGGCUGACGCUGACAACGGUGUGUCGGAUAGUGACAGCGAGGACCUCGGCCCCGAGACUGCUGUGGACGCCGACGAUGCAGACGCCGACGUGCGCCACCACGAGCCGGCGCCUCCGACGCCCCCCGCGCAUGCCGUGGAGGAAGGCCACGUCGACGGCGUCUUAGUGGAUAAUGUAGCUGAGAGCGGCGAAGACUCUGAGGACGAGUGGAACUAUUAUAAGGGCGAAGGCGAACUAGAACGCAACGAAAACAACCCUAGCGAGGAGGUUGACGAGCCACCUCGCUCUGACACACCUUGUCAAGACAACUCCGCGUCUGAAAGUAGUUCAGUAGACAUGAAUAGUUCACCACUAAACCCAGACGCCCCAGUCUUUGUGCCUGGGGUAGUAGCAGGGUCUGAUGUGUUGCUGGCAGAGUCACCACGCAAACCACAGCCAAUGGAUGACAUUGAGCUGCCUGAUGUUGCUCAGUUCCAGACUGAAGCAGUCAUCAGGCCUGCUGAGUUACUAGACUUAGACAAUUCAGAUCAUCUUAAUGGUCAUCAUAAUGUUUCAAUGGACAGCACAACUGAACCACUAAAUGGAAAUAAUAAAUGCAAUAUGGACAGUCUAGGAUUUGGGUUUAAUGUAGAUGUUGAAACUGAUAAGAAUAAAGAUACUGGUCUUAUACAAGAAUUAGAAAGAAUACAAAAGGAUACAACAGAUUAUUGUGAUAUACAGGUGUUUCAAGCACAUACUGAAACAAAUCCAUUUGAUGAUAGAGAUGAUGAACUGUUUGAAAGACUUAAAAAUAAGGAAAGAGAUCCUAUGAGUAUGAGUUUUUAUCAGGAAAAAGAUGAUGAUACUUGUGAAAGAUUUGCUAAAAGUGAAGGUCAUGUUGAUCUUAAUGCUGUCCAACUUUUACCUGAUAGUGAUGAUGAAGAUAUACAGACAAAUGGAGCUUGUGAUAACUUAAAUGAAGAUGAUAAGGAAAAUGUUUCUCCAGAAAAUAGGAUUGGUUUAUUAGAAACUGAAAAUGUUGAAGAACCAAACAAUGAUAUUGUAAAGUUUGAUGAUCGGACAGACGUUGCUGUCAGCAAUGUUACAAAUUUAGAUAACUUCAUGGAUUACAAUAUUAACAAUGCAAACAAUAUGCAGACUUAUUCUAAUGCUGAAUAUGAUUGCAACAACAUUCCACAAAAUGUAUUACAGACUGAUACCCCUGAAUCUCACAAGUUACUUUUUGAACAAAUUCCCGAAAUACCAGAUGGAAAGAGUUCAGAACUAGGUUUUACAAAUGAGGAUUUACAAGAUCAUUCAGAAAGUGAGAGGGAAGUUAGAGUUAUUACACCACAAGAUGAAAUAUCUCAAGAUAUUGGUUUAGAAAGUAAAUUCGAAGAGUCACCACUAGAGGACAUAAAACCAGAAUUUAUUUCGAAUGAUAAAGUAAAUGAUAUUCAUCUUGAAAGUGACCACCAGCCAGAAGAAAGUAAAAAUGAGCAUGCUCCAGAAAUAACUAAUCAGUUUGAUUCAGCUGAAGAUCGAGCUUCAUUAUCAAACUCUGCAAUUAUUGAUCAGACAGAGGUGAUUAUGCAUCAAGUACCAGUGGACACUGAAGAAAAUGUUCGAAAUGAGGUUACUGAACAAAUUAAUCAAAAACCUGACAUUGUAAACAAUAUGAACAAUGAUAUUCCUCAUGAAAUUGAAGGUUCAAACUCUGAUUUAAUAUUAACAGAUAAUUCUAUAGACACACCCGAAAUUCGAUUUGACACAGACUUUGUAUCAACACAAAUUCAAGACAGCAUUGUUUCAAAAACGCCAUUACCAUGUGAAUCUCCAGCAGCAUCACUUCAUAGCGAAUCUCCAUUACCAGUUGAGCAAGACGAAAUCUCGGUAUCGUUGGCUGUAGAAGGCAAAUCUCCUAUUCCUGCAAGUGAAUUUGAAAAUAACUUAAAAUCGACUUCACCACUACCAGCAAUCUCACCCAUUCCAACAGACUCGAUCUUUGAACCAACAUCACCAGUACCAAAUGAAGACAGUUCUGUAGCUCCUUUACCUGCUGAGGUACCGCUUCCAAGAGAAUCACCUGCGCCUUCUGAUUCGUCAUUACCUCACGAAACUCCUUGUAUGGAAGAGGAUCUACAUGCCGAUUCUUCUCUACCAAGUAACUCACCUCUUCCAACAGAAUCAGUAUUAGUUACAGAAUCUACAUUACCAGUUAAAUCUCCAGUGCCUGUUGAUAAUUUAGCGCCUAGUGACACUGACAUAAAUGUUGAACCCUCAUCUCUUGCAGCUUCUUCACCCUUGCCCACUGAGGACUCAUUAUUGCGAGAAUCACCUUCACCUAUUGAGCCAUCUGUUCAAAAAGAAUUGUUGGCCUUUGAACAAGCUGUUCAGAGUGAAUCACCUCAACCUACAGAUAAUAUUAUAGUAGAAAAUGAAAUUAUUCCUAAUACCACAGAACAAUUUGCUACAAUGGAAUCAUUUGAAUAUCAUAAAGAAUUUGAACACAAAGAAUCACCUGUGCCCAGUGAAGUAUCGGAACCUAAGGAAUCGCCUUUGCCUACUGAUCAAGUGAUUUCUGAAUCACCUUUGCCUGCUGAACAUCUUUCUCCAAAAGUUUCGCCAAUACCAACCGAAUGCAGUGAACCGACCCUACCAGUAGAUGACAUUCAGGUAGCAGGGUCACCUUUGCCUCAUGAAGUUUUACCAGAACAUGUAUCGCCUGUUCCAGAAUCAUUACAACGGAUAGAAUCUACAUUAUCAGAAGCACCUGAAGCUGAUGAAGCUACUUUAUUAACACAAACACCAUCACAAUACGAAUCUACUUUAUUAACACAAACACCAUUACAAUAUGAAUCUAUUCCACAAGUGGAAUCAGCUCAAACUCUUGAACCAUCACAUCAAAUAGCAUCUCCAAUAUCAUCGCCUGUUCCAACUGAAAUAGUAACAAUCACAGAAACCAUAGAAUCAACAUCUACCGCUCCCGCUGUUUCCCCUGUACCUGCAAAAUCUCCUGUGGCUUCAACGACUCUUUCCAUAGAAGAUAUUCGGCAAUCGGACAUAGCAGAAAAAGUAGCCGAUAUGCCAAAUGAAUUAAGACUGACGACCGAAGAACCCCAAGAGAUCACCUCUGUUGCAGCGGAAUCUGCUGUCGCACCACAAACAGAGGCAUUAGUCACUGAAUCUACUGCGGGACCCACACCAGAUAUUGUACCUGAUGAGCGUGUAGAUUUACAACAAACGCGGAUUGAACUCGUGACCGAUAUCGAGAUUGGCAUACCUGAGUCGCGGGCGCAAGAAAUCUGCGUUCCAGUUACUAGUGAGAUUCAACAGGAUGACGUCGUGCAACCGAGUGCAGCGACUCCACCUCCAACUCCUGCUGUAGAGCCUCAGCAAGUUGUGCCCGCUUCCUUGGAUAUUCCUCCACUCAGUGAAACGCCAAUUGCCGCUGACACGAGCACAAUUGCGGCGGCUGCGGCGGCCACUGCGGGAGUGGCAGCCGUCGCCGCAGUCACGGCAGCCAAAGCGAAGCCGAAGACACCUCUCACGAAAAAAUCUCCGACUACACCCACUGCGAAAGCGCCGAAGUCAACGCCGAAACCGCCAACUCCACGUACCCCGGCAUCUGCCACAAAGAAGCCUGCAACUGCAUCGGCAUCGCCAGCAUCGCGGCCUCUCUCGGCCUCUAAAGCGGCGGUCGCAAGAACUUCGUUAACAGCUAAACCUCCGACACCUUCCACCAAGGUCACCAGCAAACCGAGCGCGCCUUCUAGAACGACUUCAGCGUCAAAACCGGCAGUGAAGACUGUGCCGGCACCCGCAAAAGAAGUUCCCGUGAAGGAGACACCCGUAGUCUCCAAAGCCGCGCCGACUACUCGAACGGUGGCCCGUGCGCCAAACAAGCCACCGAGCUCCAAACCCGCUCCUUCCACAACUAAAACGACAACAAAGCCGGCCACGGCCGCCGCGCCGCGCCCCAUUACACGACCUGCCGCAAGACCCGCUUCGGCCGCCGCUGUGACUGCCGCGGCUGCCACCGCCGCUACCACUGCCACCACUGUCACAGCCGCCGCGAAGCUAAAGGAGACGAAGCCGAAGGCCCCCGAGAAGAAACCCCUCGUGAAUGGCGAUGUGAAGACAGCGAAGCCAGCGCCAAAACCGGCUCCGAUCACACGACCCGCGCCGCGCCCCGCUCCCCGCGCCGCCCCUCCCGCCACCACAGCACCCGCUAAGCCCGCUGUUCCACGUGCGGCGGCUCGAACUCCUUUGGACAAGCAAAGCAAAGACCUCGCUAACAAGCGCAUCACUGCCAAAACCGCACCUUCGAGGACUGCUCCCAUCAAGGCCCCAGGCGUAAAAAGCGCUGUCACGAAGACUGGUCCCAAGAAGGUAGAGUUGCCGAAGAAGGAAAUUGCGCAGAACGGGCUCGCGAACGGCGACGAGUUGGCCAAGCCGCCGCCCAGCCCGCCGCUCGCCGACAACGCGCUGCUGCCCGACGUCAUCGCGUAG